AUGAAAUUAAUUAAAUGUAAUUUUAUGUCUAGUUUUUGGGCGCAUACAUUUUUCUCCAAUUCACAUCUUACAGUGGAGAAUAUAACAAAUUUUGUGGUUUUUUUUAUAACGACUAAUGCCCCAAAAACAGACUUGUUACAACAGGAAUUUAGUUUUGGUAGAGCGACAGUAAUAGAUUGGGUUAAUUUUAUUCGGGAAGUAUUAUUGGAUUGGUCAUUCCGGCAUAAUUCUGAUAUGAUUGGGGGGGGGGGGGGAAGUAGUAGAAGUCGUGAAUCAAAAUUAGAGAAACGUAAAUAUUAUCGGGGGCGUAUUAUUGAAGGUCAAUGGGUUUUUGGGGGUAUAGAAAGAGGUUCAAAAAAAUUGUUUAUUGUACCUAUAAAAACGCGAGAUCGGGAAACUUUAGUUGAAAUUAUUAAAAACAAAGUUGCACCUGGAACAAAAAUUAUAUCGGACUUCUGAAAGUCAUACGAUAGCCUUCCUCAAGAAGGUUAUCAUCAUGACAAAGUUAAUCACUCAGAAAAUUUCAUAGACCCGACAACUGGCGCUCAUACGCAAAAUAUUGAACGCAGUUGGCGGGACUUGAAAUCUGUAAUUCCAAAAUAUGGACGGACUGACGAACAUUAUACCAGCUAUGUCGCGGAAUUUUUGUUUGUUCGGGCUUACCCUGAUAGAAGGGACCGAAUACAUAAAAUAUUCCGUGAAAUAGCAACGGUGUAUGACCCGACAAGACUUGAAAUAAACAACGAACAAAAUGACGAAAAUUAAUUUUGGUUUCAU
Chrysoperla carnea is the source of this 777-nucleotide messenger RNA. RefSeq lists its product as uncharacterized. The record is from RefSeq and is a predicted model, not a curated record. NCBI's taxonomy places the organism in Eukaryota, Metazoa, Arthropoda, Insecta, Neuroptera, Chrysopidae. The transcript has a single exon.